GUUGGUACACGUCAUUGGUUAAGGUCCGGUCCGGUGUGUGUGGCAUGUGUUUAACCAGUUUAGACGUGGCUUGAAAGAUUUUUGAAGAUUGCGAAUGCAAUCAAUCGCCUUUUAUAUAAUACAAUUUUGUUUUAUUAUACUGAUUCUAAAACAAUUUAUUAGUGCUUAAUAGUCGUAUCGUUUCCACGGAAUUUACUGGAGACAGAAACCAAAAAUUUUACUUUGCACGUUAAAUAACAUAAUUUUAUGUUUGCUGUGUAAAGAUUGUUUUGAUUACUACCUGUGUACAUCAAUCAAAAUCUUUUUAUAAAAAUAAAAUGGAGGCAUUGUAUCAUCAAACUAACAAAUUGAUACAAGAAACGCAACAUAUUUUCUCGCAACUUGAAAGAAAAUCGUCUAAUGAAGAUUUGCAGGAAGUGCAAAAGGCUAUCGAGAACAAAAUAAAUCUCAUCAACAGCAAUUGCGAGAGACUCGAUGUGCUAUGUCUCAAGGGUCCGGUGUCACAAAGGCAAAACAAUAAGAUGCGAGUAGACCAGCUGAAGUAUGACAGCCGUCAUCUUAGCGCUGCCCUGAACUCGUGGUGCAACCGUGUAAUACGGCAACAGAGAGAGGAAGCAGAGAGAAAUGCUCUUUUGGCCAGGAGGUUUACCACCAAUGAUCAUGUGGACAUUUUUAUCGAUCACACUAUACAGCACAAUGACAACUUACAAAACGCCGAUCGUGGUAUGGAUGAUCUGAUACAUCAGGGCAACAACAUCCUGGACAACUUGAGGUCUCAGAGAAUAACAUUGAAAGGUGCCCACAAACGUCUGAGAGACAUUGGCAAUACUCUAGGUCUUUCCAAUACCACUAUGAGGCUUAUUGAGCAACGAACCAGGCAAGAUGGAUUUAUUUUAGUCCUUGGUAUGACUCUCACUUGCAUAAUCAUUCUCUUAGUGAUAGUUUAUCUCACUUAGAAACAUUCCAAAUUGUUAAAUGUAAUAUAUCUGUGAUUGAUUGUAAUCAUUUGCUCGAAAUAUAUACUUGUUAUUUUUUUCUCACCUAUGAUUAUAAUAUGCUUAUGAAAAAAAAUGUAGAUUGCAAGAUAUUUAGAGUUAUUUAUUAUAAGACUAUUGUAAGUAUGUAAAUAUGAAUGCCAAGAUAAAUGCAAUUUGCAAAAUAUUUUAUAUUAUGCUAAGAUACAACACAUGUAUAUUUUAUUGUAAAAUUGUUGCUAAUACAUUUAUUGUAAACUUA
Messenger RNA from Monomorium pharaonis (pharaoh ant), 1236 nucleotides. It is a transcript of the gene Membrin, whose product is annotated as Golgi SNAP receptor complex member 2. Gene Ontology annotation, biological process: vesicle fusion; vesicle-mediated transport. The coding region runs from base 318 to 956 and encodes 212 amino acids. Gene Ontology annotation, molecular function: SNAP receptor activity; SNARE binding. Gene Ontology annotation, cellular component: SNARE complex; endoplasmic reticulum membrane; late endosome membrane. The record is from RefSeq and is a predicted model, not a curated record. Lineage: Eukaryota; Metazoa; Arthropoda; Insecta; Hymenoptera; Formicidae. The transcript has 2 exons.